Macrosteles quadrilineatus (aster leafhopper) is the source of this 2201-nucleotide messenger RNA. Its product is annotated as BTB/POZ domain-containing protein 6-B-like. NCBI's taxonomy places the organism in Eukaryota, Metazoa, Arthropoda, Insecta, Hemiptera, Cicadellidae. The record is from RefSeq and is a predicted model, not a curated record. The coding region runs from base 121 to 1479 and encodes 452 amino acids. Gene Ontology annotation, cellular component: cytosol; P-body. The transcript is spliced from 6 exons. Gene Ontology annotation, molecular function: protein binding. Gene Ontology annotation, biological process: neurogenesis.
AACUAACUACUGUAACCACCUCUACAACAACUACUCCAUCCUCUGGAAAUUCUCUCAUUCACAACUUUACAGGAGCGGCUACCUUCAGAUUUCAAGGUUACUUAGAGAUUUUCGUUCAAGAUGGAACGUCCCCAACUAGAUUGGCAGAUUCAUAAGACCAGUCUAAUAUCUCGAUUUAAGGAGCUCCAUCUUCAGAGUCAUUGGUCAGACUGUGCCUUCAGAGCAGGAGAUGAACAAACGGAGAUUCUGAGAGCUCACAAGUUGGUGCUGGCUGCUAGUUCUCCUGUGUUUGAAGCAUUGUUUUAUGGCACAUUGGCAGAAAAGAGUGAAAUCAUCAACGUACCUGAUCUUGAGCCGCAAACUUUCCGUCUUCUUUUGAAAUACAUCUACUGUGACAGUACAGAGUUAGACUGUAUAGACACUGCAGGACAACUGUUGUAUGCAGCUAAGAAGUACAUGAUUCCACACUUAGCUAGAGUGUGCCUAGACUACCUACUGGAUCACCUGUUCAUCAAUAAUUUAUGGGACAUUUUGGCGAUUGCAGAAGAAUUGCACGAAGAGGAACUACUCUCUUCUUGCCUCAAGGUGAUGUGCCAGUACCCUGGUGAUAUGUGGGUCAACCCUGAUGAGAACAUUGGUCUGGUGACAUUGAGUCGUCUGCUAGACCAGCCCAGUAUCAACCUACUGGAGGCGGAGUUGUAUCAGCUGAUUGCAGACUGGGCGUCAGCUCAGUGCUCUAUAAGAGAAAUCUCGCCGUCCGCCGCAAACAAACGAGCGGUUGUCAACCAAGCAGGACUUCUUAGCAAAGUUCGUUUCCUCACCCUGUCUCUCACGGAGCUAUCCGACGUUGUGGAACCAUCUGGACUGUUGAGUGAAGAGGAGAUCAGGUCGAUUAAAACAUGCAUCAACAACAACAGCCUUGACAACAUCAGUUUGCCUGUUGGGUUCAACACAACUCGAGAGAUGCGGAAGCGCUUCAUGUCAGUCUCUUGUCGCUGUUUGCGACACAUCUUGACAAAGCGUAAGAGGUACAUGUACUCAGGGACAAUCAAAUGCAAAGUGAGCUCGGACACCAAAGUGAUGGUUACUGGCUUUGAGGUGUUCACUCGUAUAGCAACUACGGCUGACUACAUUAUGGGCCGAGGAUCAGUCAGUCAUUAUCCGGAAGAUCUAGUCGUAACUGUUUGUGAUGAGGAAGGGAAUGUGAUCAAUCGGACCGAGUGGAGCGGAACUACAGCUUUCUUCAACGUCACACAAGAGGUGAGGCUGUCGCAGCCGGUGUGGUUUAUGCCGAGGCACGUUUACAUCGUAACAUUUGAGUUAUCUGCGGGACAGUAUCCGUUGAGCGAUUUAUCGAAUAUUGCGUUCACAAAGACUGUUUGCUUUCGGUUCAGCCAGUGUGAGCCAUCUUUUGAUGACGAGAGAGCUUGCCAAGACAUUGAUGUUAGUUUUAUCAGUGGUGUUAUUUUUAACAGGUAAAUGAAUCACUAUAAGUGAUAUCAGGGUAAGUGUGAUACUUGUGCUUUAAUAAGACUAAUAUGUUCAAUGUAUCUUUUGUUAGAGUUAAGUUUGUUUAAAAUUAACUUUGAAGCCAAAGUAUGUGUAGCUUUUAGUUGCUUUAUCAUGGAUUAUUUAAACUUGACUGUGUAAAUCAUGUUUGUUUAGUAAUGUUCUAAGUUAUUUGAACAUUACACGAGUCAGUAUGCCUGGCCUUAAUGGGUAGAAUGUCCGGAUUAAAAAUAAAAAUACAAAGAAUUGCACAUAGGGCUAGGAAUCAGACUACUUCAAUACACCAGAAACUCACUUUGCAAUUUUGUAAAUACACAUUUGUGUAUAUUUAUGUCAAUAAUUAUGAGCCAAACUAUACAUGUUAAAGAUGAUUUCAGAAAUGUGGAGUCUACUACUUUGGAUCCAGUAUUAGAGCUUGUGCUCGAUUCUCUAAAUCAUAUUGAUUUCAGCCUAAAUUUUAAUUAAUACUAUUUAGUACUAUGAUUAACUAAUUCUUGAUGACCAUCUUGUACUUUACAUACUUAUAAUAGUGAAUACUUUUAAAAAAAGUUGAGAGAGGGUGGGCUAGUUAUGAUUAAAUUUUAAAUUUAUUGUUACCAUUUAAUCAACUGAAUAAGGCGCCUCAGACAAGUUUUGUAUACAAUUUUAGUCUUGUUAAUUUAUCUACAAAAUAAUACUUUUUAUAAAAAAUA